Messenger RNA from Trichechus manatus latirostris (Florida manatee), 1154 nucleotides. RefSeq names its product olfactory receptor 14J1. NCBI's taxonomy places the organism in Eukaryota, Metazoa, Chordata, Mammalia, Sirenia, Trichechidae. Gene Ontology annotation, biological process: G protein-coupled receptor signaling pathway. The transcript has a single exon. The coding region runs from base 1 to 990 and encodes 329 amino acids. The record is from RefSeq and is a predicted model, not a curated record. Gene Ontology annotation, cellular component: membrane. Gene Ontology annotation, molecular function: odorant binding; G protein-coupled receptor activity; olfactory receptor activity.
AUGAGUGUCCAUCUUGUCUUGCAGUCCGCAUCGCUCUUGGAAAUAAACAAUAUGACUAAUUUCACUACAAUAAGUGGGUUUCUUCUCAUGAGUUUUUCUGGCAAUCCUGAGAUAGAAAUCUUAUAUGCUUCUUUGUUUUUAGUCUUAUACUUAGUGGCUUUAAUUGGCAAUGUUCUCAUUAUCACUGCAACUUCCAUGGACAAUAGUCUCUACUCACCUAUGUAUUUCUUCCUGAAACAUCUCUCCUUUUUGGAUCUGUGCUAUAUUUCUGUGACUGUCCCAAGAUCCAUUUGCAACUCCUUCUUGAAUAGUGGCAAUAUUUCCUUCUGGGACUGUAUACUGCAGUGUUUUGCAUUCACUGUCUGUGGUUCAGCUGAGAUGGCCAUGCUCACAGUGAUGUCUUAUGACCGCUACGUGGCCAUCUGCCUUCCACUGCAUUAUGAAAUCAUCAUGGAUGUCAGCGCCUGUGUUCACGGGGUCGUAGCGGUCUGGAUCAGUGGAGUCAUCUCUGGAGUCAUGCAUACAGCUGCUACUUUCUCCAUCCACUUCUGUGGUGCCAAUAUCAUUCACCAGUUCUUCUGUGAUGUCCCCCAGCUCCUGAAACUCUCUUGUUCCAAUGACUACAUCAGUGAGCUUGGGGUUGCUGGCUUCCUGUCCUUGGUGGCCUUUCUUUGUUUCCUCUCUAUUGGUCUCUCCUACACACACAUAUUCUUUACCGUGCUGAGGAUCCCAUCUGGUGAGGGUAGAGACAAAGCCUUUUCUACUUGCUUGCCCCACUUAUGUGUUGUCAUAUUAUUUAUCUCUACUGGAGUUUUUGAGUUUCUAAAGCCACCUUCUGACUCUCCGACUGCACUAGACUUUUUGCUAACUGUUCUUUACACUGUUGUGCCCUCAACACUCAAUCCGAUGAUCUAUAGCUUGAGGAAUAAAGCCAUAAAGGUAGCUCUAAGAAAGGUUUUUAAAGGAAGAAAAUCCUGCCUGUUUUGCUGAAACAAGUCUAUUAAUUCCUGGUUGGGAGACAAAUUCAAAAUACAUUAGAAAAACCUAACAAAGUCAAUCAAGACAUUAAAGCAAAUAAAGAACUCUUAACAGGGAAAGUUAUUAUAUAAAUGAACUGUCACUGAGCAAUAAAAACAUUAAAACAUAGAAUUACA